Orcinus orca (killer whale) is the source of this 3228-nucleotide messenger RNA. RefSeq names its product YTH N6-methyladenosine RNA binding protein F1 (gene YTHDF1). Gene Ontology annotation, cellular component: cytoplasm. NCBI's taxonomy places the organism in Eukaryota, Metazoa, Chordata, Mammalia, Artiodactyla, Delphinidae. The transcript is spliced from 5 exons. The coding region runs from base 306 to 1988 and encodes 560 amino acids. Gene Ontology annotation, biological process: mRNA destabilization. Gene Ontology annotation, molecular function: N6-methyladenosine-containing RNA reader activity; mRNA binding. The record is from RefSeq and is a predicted model, not a curated record.
UGACGUCGCGCAGCCUCGUCCUCGCUGCCGCCGCCGCCACCGUAGUCGCCGCUGCUGUCGCCGCCGCUGCAGCUGCCGCCGCCGCCGUUGCCGCCAUUGAAGUCUGCGCCUCGUCAGUGCGUCUCGUCCCGCGCCCGCCCGCGAGCGGCCCGCGCGCCCAGCCACCGGCGCCGCCGCCCGGACGGCGCCCGGGGAGGAGGCGGCGGGCCCGGGGCCGCGAGAGCGCGGGUGACAGGCCCGGCCUCGCGGGGAGGCCCGAGCCGGCGGGCGCCCCGGCCCCGCACCGCGCCGGCUGUUCAUGAAGCAUGUCGGCCACCAGCGUGGACCCCCAGCAGAGAACAAAAGGGCAAGAUAAUAAAGUACAAAAUGGUUCUUUGCAUCAGAAGGAUACAGUUCAUGACAAUGACUUUGAGCCCUACCUUUCUGGACAGUCAAACCAGAGUAACAGUUACCCCUCCAUGGCCGACCCCUACCUGUCCAGCUAUUACCCACCAUCCAUCGGAUUUCCCUACUCCCUCAAUGAAGCGCCGUGGUCUACCGGAGGGGAUCCUCCAAUCCCAUACCUCACCACCUACGGACAGCUCAGUAACGGAGACCAGCAUUUUGUGCACGAUGCUGUUUUCGGGCAGCCUGGGGGCCUGGGGAACAACAUCUAUCAGCACAGGUUUAAUUUUUUCCCCGAAAACCCCGCCUUCUCGGCCUGGGGGGCGAGUGGGUCUCAGGGGCAGCAGGCUCAGAGUUCAGCUUAUGGGAACAGCUACACCUACCCGCCGAGCUCCCUGGGCGGCACGAUCGUGGACGGACAGACAGGCUUUCACAGCGACACCCUCAACAAGGCCCCUGGAAUGAAUAGCCUGGAGCAGGGCAUGGUGGGCCUGAAGAUCGGGGAUGUCACCACCUCUGCAGUCAAGACGGUGGGAUCGGUCGUCAGCAGCGUGGCGAUGACGGGCAUCCUUUCCGGCAGCGGCGGGACGAACGUGACCAUGCCGGUGUCGAAGCCGACCUCGUGGGCGGCCAUCGCCAGCAAGCCCGCCAAACUGCAGCCGAAGAUGAAGGCGAAGAGCGGGCCCGCCGUCGGGGGCGCGCUGCCCCCUCCGCCCAUAAAGCAUAACAUGGACAUUGGCACCUGGGACAACAAGGGGCCCGUGCCCAAGGCCCCGGCUCCGCAGCCCCAGCCGGCCCCCCAGGCGGCCCCCCAGCCCCAGCCGGCCGUGCAGCCCCUUCCCACCCAGCCUCCCCCUCCGGCCCCACCACAGCAUCCGGGCCCCCAGCAGCCGCCCCAGACCCGCUGGGUCGCCCCUCGCAACAGAAGCACGGCAUUCGGGCAGAGCGGGGUGACCAGCGGCGACAGUAACUCUCCCGGGAGCGCCCAGCCCAGCGCCACCCCGAGCCCGGAGUCCCACCCCGUCCUAGAAAAACUGAAAGCCGCCCACAGCUACAACCCCAAGGAGUUUGACUGGAACCUGAAGAGCGGCCGCGUGUUCAUCAUCAAGAGCUACUCAGAGGAUGACGUGCACCGCUCCAUCAAGUACUCCCUCUGGUGCAGCACGGAGCACGGCAACCGGCGCCUGGACAGCGCCUUCCGCGCCCUCGGCAGCAAGGGGCCCGUCUACCUGCUCUUCAGCGUCAAUGGCAGCGGCCACUUCUGCGGGGUGGCUGAGAUGAAGUCACCCGUGGACUACGGCACCAGCGCCGGGGUCUGGUCCCAGGACAAGUGGAAGGGCAAGUUCGACGUGAAGUGGAUCUUCGUCAAGGACGUGCCCAACAACCAGCUCCGGCACAUCCGGCUGGAGAACAAUGACAACAAGCCGGUCACCAACUCCCGUGACACCCAGGAGGUGCCCCUGGAGAAGGCGAAGCAAGUGCUGAAGAUCAUCGCCUCGUACAAGCACAGCACCUCCAUCUUCGACGACUUCUCGCACUACGAGAAGCGCCAGGAGGAGGAGGAGGUGGUGCGCAAGGAGCGGCAGAAUCGAAACAAGCAGUGAGGACGAAGCAGGUUCUGUACCGUCAGACGUGGGGCUGGCGCGGUUGGAGAGUGUGUGCUCGGUGCUGUCUCUUGGCGUCGGCUCUGGCCGGCCUCGCACAGGGCUCGACUGCUCGCAUCUUUACGUUCUUUGUAGUUUAUUUUUGCCCAGAUGAUCUGCAUUUGUUUGUAUUUUUUCUAUGUAUUACAGUAUUGUAGAACUCACCAAUAAAGGACUAUGUUUUCGUCAGCUUAUCAGUCACACUGACCUAAUGUGAAAUAUAAGUAUCCUUAAAAACAAAAACCUAAUCCAUCCCAAAGAUUUAUUAUUAUUAUUAUUGGUGAAAAUUAUGUUCUUAUGUUCACGGUCAUUUAAUAUCUUUACAUGAGACUUCUUGUCUCUCACCCCUUUUGCUUUAAUAGCGAGCGUAAGAACCCGUGCGUCGUCCGGCAUUUAGCGUGUUCUGUUCAAGGGCUUCCCUUCAGGAUAUGCCGAAGUCACAGGCUGAUGACCGCCUCGUCAGCCGCUUUGCCAUUUCGUCUGUUACCUGUCGUCUGAAUGCUGAUUGCCCGUUUGAUUUCUACUGGACAGAAGGAUAAAUUCCAGUCUCCCCAGUUUGGUGAACCUGCUGUUUCCUGGGAACACGGGUCUUGCACAGCCGUGCGCGCCCGGCGGCUGCUCUGCUCCUACUCAGGCGGUGACCACAGGCCCGCGUGCGGAGGCCUUCCUCGUUGUGUGCAGGCCGUUCGCUCCCCCUUUUCUUCACUGGAGAGUCCUAAUGCCGUUUCACGUUUUUAUGCCAAUAAUGCUAAGCUUUAAACCUGGGAUCUGGUAGUCCAGACGGUGUGAUGGGUGAUGCCACUGAUUGUAAAUUUCAGCGUGCGUGUCUAGUUUUUUUCCUGUUGAAUGGGUACAAAAAAGCAAACAGAAAACCUUUUAGAAACUGAAUUUGCUGUCGUGUCUUGUGGGACGAGGGGCCUCCGAAGCACUCGCCACGGGAGUUCGAGCAUGAAAGCGGUGUGCACGCCUGCCUGGCGCCCCGCACACGAGCCGGGCAGAGCCUCCCGUGCGGAGCGCAGGUGCUCUCUGAAAGCUGUACUCGCCAGGCCCUCCGAGUUACAGUUUAAGCCGUUUUAUCUAGACUUGUAUUUAGAACGUGUCACUUUCUCUGAACUGUUAUUGCCUGUACGGAGUCACAGACGACAUCGGAUAACUUCCUCUAGGAGAAUACAAGCCUUAAUAAACAAUACCUAUUUAGCAA